GAUGUGACUCCGGUCUGGCGAUGAGAAGACAGCAAUGGAAAAGCGGAUUCAUGCCCAGAAUUUUGAAAAGAGUUUGUGCGGUGAUAUAUUGCUAGUGGUGCAUGGGGAGAUGUGAUAAAAUCCCAUGUGUUGUUGCUCUGUGGCGUUGAUAAUGGUGGCUGUGAGACCUGGACCUUCGGAGAUUAGGUACAAGAAUAAAAGUGACGCAUGGCUCUAUGGCACUGAAAACUGGUGGGUUUACACUGGAUUAAAAUUUUGGAGGCCCAGCCAUACAUUGUUCUCCAUAGACGAAAAUUCUAUGGAAAGCCUCAACAAGGUGGCUGUGGAUCUAAGAGGUUAAUAAGAGAUGGACGUCGAUACAGGGACCGGGGUACUGGAAAUGCCUUUGGCGGCC
This is a messenger RNA of Lindgomyces ingoldianus, 394 nucleotides long. RefSeq lists its product as uncharacterized. The transcript has a single exon. Lineage: Eukaryota; Fungi; Ascomycota; Dothideomycetes; Pleosporales; Lindgomycetaceae. Bases 125 to 340 code for a protein of 71 amino acids. The record is from RefSeq and is a predicted model, not a curated record.